Rhopilema esculentum is the source of this 4167-nucleotide messenger RNA. Its product is annotated as zinc finger BED domain-containing protein 4-like. The record is from RefSeq and is a predicted model, not a curated record. Gene Ontology annotation, cellular component: nucleus. Lineage: Eukaryota; Metazoa; Cnidaria; Scyphozoa; Rhizostomeae; Rhizostomatidae.
UCUUAUUCUGGAGUUGUUCAUGUUUGCUUCAUUCAUUGCCUGGUUUAGUAUCACUUUCUGUCAAUAAAGGAAAAUGUUUCCUUUCACACAUUUCAUAACUGCAAAGAGAAGUACUUUUCCAUGUCUUGAAAUGAGAGAUUAGUAACUAUUGAAAAAGUAGGUGAAAUAAAAAAAACUUCAGAUCAGUUUUAAAUCACAGUGAUCCUGGAGCAGAUAUGGCAGGAGCGGAUUUCUUCGUGGAAUAUCCGGCCGGAUUUUACCGGAUAAUCUGGCCAUUUAUGGAUUUUUCAGUAAUAAAAAGUUUUGAGCCACUUUGCGAAAAAAUGUAUAGCGAGAAGAUCAAAGAGACCAAUUCAGGGUUGCCAGAUUGAAUUUACAAACGAAGGCUAGACUGGUGAGCAAUUUAAGCCAAAAUGCUCAUAAAAAGGCCAAAUCAAAAACUCUCUCAAGAACCCAUCGAGCAAGCACUGGUUAUAUUUCUACGCUUGUGCUUGUUAGAUAAUUUCUUAACUUAGAUAAGAAUCUUACUUUUUUCCAAAACCCUUUUUUCCAAAAUUUAGGUUAGGUGAUAAAAUUUGAAAUUUGGUUAACACUUUGCAGUUAACUACUAAUUAUUCCAUGAAUGUAAUAAUUACUCAUUAAUUUUAGACGUUCUGUUGAAAAGGCCAACAAGGUCAAAUUUAAGUAGUAAGCAAAAAACAAUUUCUCCAGGCAAUCUGAUUCUAAAAACCAAAAAUGAAAAAUUUGGCCUAAAAAGCCAAUCUGGAAACCCUGGACCAAAUUUGUGAAUUAUAUAAUCCAGUCUUCCUGUUUCGUGAUGACGAGCACUUUCAUUUAAAAUCUGUUUUCAAGGCGCUUGUUUUAUCGUCGAUCUUGUUUAGUUCUGGAAAAUCCAUUUUUAAUCACUGUAUGAAGAGAGUCUGACUUGGUUUUCCAAAGUUUUUUGCAGCUGCACUUUCUAAACAGCCUUUCUCUGCGAUAUUCUUUUAAAACUUCUGUUUCAACUUAUAUUAAGCCACGGCCAUUUCAACUUAAAUCGAAACACCUCUCCCGGUAUCGACACUACUGGCACAGUUAGCGUUAUCUUGCGAUCCUUCAAGCACGAUUGUUGCAGCACAAGAUUCAGACGUUGCCAUUUGAAUCGAUGGCUGCGGUACCAGGGACAUGGCAGAUAGAAAGUGGCAGAAAACUGCCGCCGGUCACUUUCCGGCUAUAUGAAAACCAGGCUUUAUUACAAAAAAAUUAAUUAUCAUGUAAAUUCGUGAACAAGAUUCGAACAUUGUUCUACUGGUUUAAAACGGUGUGCAACGCAAUGGUUUCAAUGUGUCUCGGCUUGUUUUCGACGUUGGUCUAUUUUUUCUCGUGUCUACUAAAAUAUCUGGAAACAUUUCUGGUAUUUGGAACCGGCUCAUUUUCGAGGUAAUACGCACAAUUGUUUUUUUAAAAGAAAAGAAAAAAUUGGGUCAGAUUUUGAGUACUCUAAGAGGCUCCAUAACAAUUUUAAUGUUCACUACUAUUGCCCUUGUGCUAUUUAAAAACAUUUCAAUACAAUUUUUUAAGCCUUUCCGAUGUUUAGACAUAACUCAAGUACCUUCUAUGCAAUACAUGCAGCAAAUGAAUAUAAAGAUUGUGUUGCGUAAUUUUAUUGUGCAUAAUCGAAUGUCACUUGACGUGUGCAAUACAUGUGCUUUCUCUCGCAUUGAAACCUUGCCGUUCCUUUGAUUCUUUGAUUUUGCAUCUUGAAAUGGCGGCUAAAUCAGAGUUCAAAUCACUAUCUUUAGUAUGGCAAUUCUUUUCUGUUGAAAAAACUGAAGAUGAAAGUGCUAUGUGUAAUAUUUGUAAGAGAAGAGUCAAGAGAGGGCAGAAGGACAAGGGUCCAAAAAGCUACAGCACAGCGCCGCUUCAUAAUCAUUUAAAGCGUUGGCAUACAACCGCAUACAAUUCUGCUUAUGCUGAUUUCAAGAAAGGGAAGGAGGAGACAAAAGGAUUGUCUAGCAGCCUUACACCGAUGGAACGAAAAUUGAAGGAGAUGCAAAGCGUGCAAAGCACACUGCAGGGGAGCUUUGCUGCGAAGAGAAUUUGGGACAUAACUGAUCAGCGCUCCUUAGCAAUAUCUAAAAAGAUCAUGAAAAUGAUGGUAUCUGAUAAUCAGCCAUUUUCAAUCGUAGUGGAUCAAGGUUUUAUUGAAUUAAUUGCUCAUCUUGAACCACACUACCUUAUACCUAGCAGGAAAUACUUUACACAAGAUGCCCUUCCAAAAUUGUACUCCGAGGUAAGGGGCAUGAUUGCAGACGAGUUGGACCAGGCUAAGUUCAUAUCUUUUACCUCAGACCUGUGGACUUGCUCAAAGUCCAAUGAGUCAUUGGCUUGAUGAAGAUUUUAACUACAAGAGUGCUAUGCUUAAUGCCAGACAUUUUCCAGGCCGGCAUACUGGUGGAUUAAUUGAAUCCAAUUUCAAUAUCAUGCUCGGUGAGUGGUCAAUUGAUCAUAGCCGUAUUCAGAUGUUGGUUCGUGAUGGUGCUUCAAAUAUAGCACUUGGUGCACGUCUCUCAGAGCUUGACAGCAUUCACUGUUUUAUAAAUCGACUACAAUUAUGCAUAGAAAGUUCAAUUCUCAGUCAAAGGUCAGUGAGUGAUAUGUGUGCUAAAGCAAGAAAGAUCGUGACGCACUUCCAUCAUUCUAGCCAGGCAUGCACUACAUUUAAGAACAUACAAAUUGAAAAUGGAUCAAAGCAGCCACUGCUUCUCGUACAGGAUGUAAAAAUGCGCUGGAACAGUACAUUUCUUAUGCUACAGCGGCUGAGUAUUUUAAAAGCUACAGUACAACUAUAUGCGGGGGACAAUGAAAUUCCUAUACUGACUGCCAAUGAGUGGCAGCUUAUGGACAAAGUACUCCGUCUGUUACAGCCAUUCUUUGAAAUUACUAAGAAAGUUAGCGGUGAACAGUCAAUUUUAUCAGCUGUUAUUCCCGAUGUUGCUGCUUUAGACAGGUAUCUUACAAAGUAUACCACAAAAGAUUCUGGUGUUCAUACCCUGAAAGAGGAGUUACGACAAGAACUCAAGCGGAGAUUUUUCUCUCCUAACGAGCAGGAACUUGACGUUACAUACAGCAAACCAUACGUAGUCAGUACUCUUUUGGACCCAAGAUUUAAAGGGAAGUUCGUGUCAGUUAAAUCCCUAAGCAAUGGACGGGGCAUGCUACUAGAAGACAUGAAAAAAGCAGCUUUAGUGCAAAAGUCGGCUGAAGAAAAGGGUGACAUUAAAAACAAUACAGACGAAGAGAACUGCGCACCAGGGCAUAAGAAAAAGAAAUUGGAGACACUACAGGAAGAGAUUCACUACGACUUUUCGGCAUGCUAUGACGAAAUUUCUGAACAGAAUGACCAUGUUUUGGGGUCUGAUGAUGAUCUAGGUGACGAUGACUUUCCACUGGAAGCCAUUGUUAGGAAAAGGAAAGAGACGCUGAGCGUCCCACAUUCUGUUCUAGCUGCAGAACUUGAGAGGUAUGUCAACAUGCCAUGCAUACCACGCACGGAAAGUCCUUUCCUUUGGUGGAAGCAGCACAAAACUACCUUCCCCCAUAUUGCCAAGCUAGCCCAACAAUUUUUAUCCACGCCAGCAUCUAGUGUUUAUUCGGAGCGGCUUUUUUCGGAGGCUGGAAACAUUUUUGAAGAGAAGCGAUCAAGACUUCUUCCAAGGAAUGGCGAGAAGUUGCUUUUCUUGCAUCACAACCUGGGACGAUUGUAGCUUUUUGAUGUUUGACUGUUUUUAUGUUUGACUGCCGAUUGGGACGCUUUUUUUUAACUUUUAAAACUACGUUCAAGUUUGUUCUAUUGCUUUUAGUUUUUGUUGUUCUUUGUAUUUACACUUUUAUAACUUGUUUUCUCUAGAAAUUUUCUUAGUUAUGAUUAAACUUCUGGAAAAUCCGGCAGCUGGCCGGAUUUCAGAAACAAAUCCGGCCGGAACCGGAUUUUCAAAAAAUCAGCGAUCCGGCGCCGGAUUAUCCGGCCUACCGGAUAUCCGGUACAUCCCUAAAAUCAACCUGUACAAUAAACAGGAACCCAAGUUUUCUUUGAAUUAAUCCCAGCAUAUCUGAUACCAGAAUCUAAUAAGAUUACCAGUCUACAGUAAAUAAUUUUUCUGCCAGGGUUUUUGAAACUUUGAUUCU